Strongylus vulgaris is the source of this 309-nucleotide messenger RNA. The record is from the annotation of a GenBank genome assembly. Lineage: Eukaryota; Metazoa; Nematoda; Chromadorea; Rhabditida; Strongylidae.
AUGGUGGUGACCGCGGAGCCGAGAGAAGGAUCAUCUUCUCUGCCCAUAACGAUUGAAGAAAAUGAAUUUGCCAAAAAUGGUGGGGAAUAUUCGGCUAUGCUCAGUAUGCAGGGAUCAAAUGCGGCUAAUGGAUCAUUUCGAAGUAAUCGAUUACAUGAUAAUAAAAACUCGAUGGCAUCCGUGAUUUUGAUGUCACCAUAUUACUCAUUAGAUUCCAAUGACUUCUCCAAUACGAAAUCUGCUCAUGAAUUAGAGGUUCGCUCAGAUGGAUCAUGGGUAAAUUGGGAGGAAAUUUUUCCAAUUGACUAA